AAUAAAGAAAGCUAAUGGGCCUUACUAAAGGUGAGGUAAACCCUAGCUCCACACUGAAUCAUCAUCUAUAUAAAAGCAGAAACCUAGCUGAAACAAGUGACUGCGACGCCGGAGAUCAGCAAUGGGAGCGUACAAGUAUGUAUCAGAGCUAUGGAGGAAGAAGCAGUCGGAUGUGAUGAGGUUUGUGCAGAGGGUUAGGUGCUGGGAGUAUCGCCAGCAGCCUUCCAUUGUCCGUCUCGUCAGGCCUACUCGUCCCGACAAAGCCCGUCGUCUCGGCUACAAGGCCAAGCAGGGGUUUGUUGUUUACCGUGUUCGUGUGAGACGUGGAGGUCGCAAGAGGCCUGUUCCCAAGGGUAUUGUGUAUGGUAAACCCACUAACCAGGGAGUGACACAGCUCAAAUUCCAGCGCAGUAAGAGGUCUGUUGCUGAGGAACGUGCUGGUCGCAAACUUGGCGGCCUCAGGGUCGUUAACUCCUACUGGCUCAAUGAGGACUCUACCUACAAGUACUACGAGAUUAUUCUUGUGGACCCUGCACACAAUGCUGUCCGAAAUGAUCCAAGGAUCAACUGGAUCUGCAACCCAGUGCACAAACACAGAGAACUGAGAGGGCUCACCUCAGAGGGAAAGAAGAAUCGUGGUCUUCGUGGAAAGGGUCACAGAAACCACAAGAACAGACCUUCCCGCAGGGCUACUUGGAAGAAGAACAACUCCCUCUCUCUCCGUCGUUACCGGUGAUCUGCUUUUAUGUUUUGUUUUUUUUUGCUUGCUCGAAUGGUAUAUCUUCUGUGUGGAUUUGGUGUCAGAAUUCAAGAAUUUCAUUUGUAUGGAAGAAUAUUUUACAUUCAAGAGUUUGUGUUCCAAUUUUAAGUUCCUUCAA
Brassica rapa (field mustard) is the source of this 878-nucleotide messenger RNA. RefSeq names its product 60S ribosomal protein L15-1. Gene Ontology annotation, cellular component: ribosome; cytosolic large ribosomal subunit. The record is from RefSeq and is a predicted model, not a curated record. Gene Ontology annotation, molecular function: structural constituent of ribosome; RNA binding. Lineage: Eukaryota; Viridiplantae; Streptophyta; Magnoliopsida; Brassicales; Brassicaceae. Gene Ontology annotation, biological process: cytoplasmic translation.